AUGGUUGUCACUUUUGACAAGGUUGACACACGACCGGCCCACAUCGAGGCCAUCCUCAGCGGCCUCGACCGGUAUAACCCCGAGACAACCACAAUAUUCCAGGACUACGUGGUUCAACAGUGCGAGGACCGGUCAUUCGACUGCUAUGCCAACCUUGCUCUUCUGAAGCUCUACCAAUUCAACCCCCACCUCCUCCAACCAGAGACUGUGACCAACGUCCUCGUCAAGGCUCUCACCGUCUUCCCAUCUCCCGCUUUCUCCCUCUGCCUCGCUCUCCUCCCCGCCUACACCCAGCCCUUCCCCAAAAAUGAGGCCGAGGCCCAGGCCGCCCAGACAUCCGACUUUGUCGAAUCCGUCCAGAAGCUCGCUCGUCUAUCUUCUCUCCUCGAGUCCGCUCAAUAUACUCAGUUCUGGUCAACGCUGAACUCCGAUGACCUGUACGCCGACCUUGUUGCCGACGUUGCCGGCUUCGAGGAGCUCGUCCGCAUCCGCAUUGCCGUUGAGGUUGGCAAGGCCUUCCGUGAGAUCAACGCUGAGGUCCUAGAGCAAUGGCUUGACGUCCGGAACCGCGAGGCUCUCGAGAAGUUCGUUACCGAGGUGUGCACCUGGGAGGUUGAGAAGUCUGGCUCCAGCACCGUCAUCAAGGUGCCCACAAACAAGGAGAACGAGGCUCGCAGUGAAGUCAAGAGCGAACGUGUUGGUGUCGAUAUGUUCGGCCGCGUCAUCCGGAGAGGAUUCGAGCAGGCUGCAUAA
Aspergillus puulaauensis is the source of this 753-nucleotide messenger RNA. Its product is annotated as CSN8/PSMD8/EIF3K family protein. The transcript is spliced from 2 exons. Gene Ontology annotation, molecular function: ribosome binding; translation initiation factor activity. NCBI's taxonomy places the organism in Eukaryota, Fungi, Ascomycota, Eurotiomycetes, Eurotiales, Aspergillaceae. Gene Ontology annotation, biological process: regulation of translational initiation. The record is from RefSeq and is a predicted model, not a curated record. Gene Ontology annotation, cellular component: cytoplasm; eukaryotic translation initiation factor 3 complex. Bases 1 to 753 code for a protein of 250 amino acids.